UUUUUGUGACAGAGGUAUAAUCGAAAUCUUCUAAUUUUAGCAAUUGGGUUGUUAUUGGGGCAGUAAGAAUAGGUAAUUUUUCUAAUUUUAGCCCAAACAGUUUGGGCCUACGAAUAUUCCGAUGUAUGGUAGUUAAAUGUGGUUGGAAUAAUCAGCAUUCGCGGGAAAUGAAGUUGAAGCUAUGGAUAUGAUUUUAGCAACCACGCCACCGGCUGAGUUCUCCACCGCCCCGCGCCACCACCAUCACUACCGAGUCCUCCACAUUUUAACUCAAUCCGCCACCGUUUCCCUCCCUCACCUCAAACAAAUACACGCGAAAAUCCUCCGCACCGCUCCGCCUCCUCACCAGAGUCCCCAAACCGUCUAUCUCUUCAGCAGGCUGCUUCACUUUUCCGCCUUGCAAGAUCUAAUCUACACACUGAAACUCUUCCAGAACAUUCCAAACCCUAACACCUUCGUCUAUAACACUCUAAUUAGAUCUUACGCCCACAGCAAGCUCCACAAAAAGCGAGCCUUUUCCGUCUUCCAACAACUCCUUGAACAAGAGAGCUUGCUUCCUGAUAAGCACACGUUCCCGUUCGUGCUCAAAGCUUGCGCCUUUUUAUUCGAUCUGCGCCAGGGGAAACAAGCUCACGCGCAAGCUCUGAAACGCGGCUUCGCAUCCGAUGUGUACGUGAGCAACAGUUUGAUCCAUUUCUACGCCUCGUGUGGCCUCCAGGAGGAUGCGAGCAAAGUGUUCGAUAAAAUGCCUGAGCGAAGCUUGGUGUCGUGGAAUGCGAUCAUCGACGCGCUUGUGCUAGCGGGAGAUUUCGAUGAAGCGUUGAGAAUGUUUGCGAAGAUGAUUCCGUCAUUUGAGCCGGACGGGUACACGGUGCAAAGCGUGAUCGAUGCCUGCGCCGGUUUGGGGGCAUUAUCCAUGGGGAUGUGGCUGCACGCUUAUGUAUUGAAUAAGUGUGUGAUCGAGCCCAGUUUUGAUGUGUUAGUGAAUAAUUCUUUGAUAGAGAUGUACUACAAAUGCGGCUCGAUGAGAAUGGCUCUUCAAGUACUUGAAUCGAUGCAUAGCCGUGAUGUGAAUUCGUGGAAUGCUGCAAUUUUAGGGCUUGCAGCGCAUGGUGAAGCAGAGAGAGUGUUUGAGCACUUUGAUCGAAUGAUCAACGAAGACAAUCUCCGGCCUAACUCCAUCACCUUCGUCGGUGUAUUGAGCGCUUGCAAUCACAGAGGCUUGGUUAACGAGGGGCGUAGAUACUUUGAUUUGAUGGCGAACAAGUACAAUGUGGAGCCGGUCUUGCAGCACUACGGCUGCCUGAUCGACCUCCUUGCACGCAGGGGGCGUAUAGAUGAAGCGCUUGACAUUGUGUCGAGCAUGCCUGUGAAGCCGGAUGAUGUGAUAUGGAGGAGCCUUCUCGACGCUAGCUGCAAGCAAGGCGAAGGGAUCGAUCUGAGCCAAGAAAUGGCAAAGCGCCUGAUGGAAGGCGAUGGGGGCGAAAGCAGCGGAGCCUAUGUUCUUCUUUCAAGGGUGUUUGCAUCCGCUAAUCGAUGGGAUGAAGUGGGAUUGAUCAGGAAACUAAUGAUGGAUAAGGGUGUUGAUAAAGAACCCGGGUGUAGCUCAGUCGAGGUGGAUGGUGUCGUUCACGAGUUUUUCGCAGGAGACACGACGCAUCCAUGUAGCAGAGAGAUUUACCAGUUCUUGAAGUGGAUUGAAGAGAGGGUGAAGAUGGCAGGGUAUGUUCAUGACUUGUCGCAAGCGCCUUUGGUCGAUGAGGAUCGAGACGGGAAGGGGGAUUCUCUCAGACUGCACAGCGAGAAGCUGGCGAUAGCUUUCGCACUGCUGAACUCGAAGCCAGGGGCGGCGCCUGUACGUGUAUUCAAGAAUCUGCGCAUAUGCAACGACUGCCACAAUUUUAUCAAAUUGAUCUCGAGUGUUAUGAAUGUGGAGAUUAUCAUCAGAGAUCGCCUUCGUUUCCAUCGCUUCAGCAAUGGCUCAUGUUCUUGCAUGGAUUUCUGGUAAUGUUUUCAUUACUUCACAUUGUUAAUUAUUGUAUCAUAAGAUUCAUAAGCGAACAAUAUUCAUAAACAAUCAAUCCCACACCAUGUUUAUUUGAUUA
Molecule: messenger RNA, 2105 nt
Organism: Salvia hispanica
Lineage: Eukaryota; Viridiplantae; Streptophyta; Magnoliopsida; Lamiales; Lamiaceae
Gene: CRR28
Product: Tetratricopeptide repeat (TPR)-like superfamily protein
Biological process (GO): RNA modification
Molecular function (GO): zinc ion binding; RNA binding; protein binding
Source: RefSeq, a predicted model, not a curated record